AAACAACUGUUUCCUGUAAAUGUUGUACUCCAUCUUUCUUUUUAAUUCAAGUAAAGCAUGCCUUUCCAAAGGUUUGUGGAAACCGGCCGUGUAGCCGUUGUAUCUGACGGCCCUCAUAAGGGUAAAUUAGUCAGUAUCGUGGACGUUAUUGACCAGACAAGGGUUUUAGUUGAUGGCCCUUUGAGUAAUGUACCAAGAGGACAACUUAGAUUGAAUGAAUUACAUUUAACUAAAUUUCGUAUUAGAUUUCCGUUUUCAGCAUCUACACGUAUUGUAAGAAAAGCAUGGACAGAUGCUAAAAUUAACGAAAAAUGGGCGGAUUCUGUUUGGGCUAAAAAAGUAGCCGCAAAAGAGAAGAGGGCGCAACUCACCGAUCUCGAUCGUUUCAAGUUACGUAGAGCUAGAUCGAGGAGAAACAAAAUCAGAACUGCCACUUUUCUUUGUUUGAGGAAAACUGCUUCCAGAAACGGUACGCUCUAUGGUAAAAAGAAGAUGGCUAAAGGAGGCGACAAACCCAAACCACCCAAGAAGGGAAAGAAAGAAAAAACUGCUCCCAAGAAGAAGUGAUUAAGUUAAGACAAUAUAUUUGUUUAAAAAAAAUUCACUCGUUUUAUUUUUUUCCUAA
Diorhabda carinulata is the source of this 625-nucleotide messenger RNA. It is a transcript of the gene RpL14, whose product is annotated as 60S ribosomal protein L14. Gene Ontology annotation, cellular component: cytosolic large ribosomal subunit; ribosome. The transcript is spliced from 4 exons. The record is from RefSeq and is a predicted model, not a curated record. The coding region runs from base 58 to 567 and encodes 169 amino acids. Gene Ontology annotation, biological process: translation; ribosomal large subunit biogenesis. Gene Ontology annotation, molecular function: structural constituent of ribosome; RNA binding. NCBI's taxonomy places the organism in Eukaryota, Metazoa, Arthropoda, Insecta, Coleoptera, Chrysomelidae.